AGAUCUGACGGUAAAUGACCAAAUAAUCCCUGGUCAGCAGCUGACCAGGUGAACGGCACCGUGUCUAUAGAUAUGCCUCUCAAGUCCUUGAUUAUCCCAACUCAUUUUCAGUUCUUCUUUCACCACCAAGGUUAUCAUUAUCUGGGAGCCUGUGCUGACUGCAUUGCAGCCCUAUGGCCAUGGAAACUAAAUCAUGCCAACAGCUUCAUAUCUUCAUUCUUCCAUACAUGGCUCGCGGCCACAGCAUACCCCUUACAGACAUAGCUAAACUAUUUUCUUCUCAUGGGGCAAGAUGCACCAUAGUAACUACUCCCCUCAAUGCACCACUCUUCUCCAAAGCAACCCAAAGAGGUGAAAUUGAACUUGUUCUCAUUAAGUUCCCAUCUGCUGAAGCAGGGUUGCCUCAAGAUUGCGAAAGCGCCGACUUGAUUAUAACACAAGACAUGGUGGGAAAAUUUAUCAAAGCCACCUUUCUACUUGAACCACAGUUUGAGAAGAUUUUAGAUGAACAUCGACCUCAUUGCCUUGUUGCUGAUGCUUUCUUUACUUGGGCUACAGAUGUUGCUGCCAAGUUUCGAAUUCCAAGGCUGUAUUUCCAUGGAACCGGUUUCUUCCCAUUGUGUGCUACAUUGAGUGUGAUGAUGUAUCAACCUCAUUGUAAUUUGUCAUCUGAUUCAGAAUCUUUUGCCAUUCCUAAUCUCCCCGAUGAAAUCAAGAUGACUAGAAGCCAACUACCUGUGUUUCCUGAUGAGUCAGAAUUUAUGAAGAUGCUCAAAGCAUCUAUAGAGAUUGAAGAAAGGAGCUAUGGGGUUAUUGUUAACAGCUUUUAUGAACUAGAACCAGCUUAUGCAAAUCAUUACAGGAAGGUGUUUGGGCGGAAGGCAUGGCAUAUCGGCCCUGUUUCAUUAUGCAACAAGGCAAUAGAGGAUAAAGCAGAGAGGGGAUCAAUAAAAAGCUCGACUGCUGAGAAACAUGAGUGUUUGAAAUGGCUUGAUUCAAAGAAACCCCGCUCGGUUGUUUAUGUAUCAUUCGGAAGCAUGGUCCGUUUUGCUGAUUCUCAGCUACUAGAAAUCGCAACAGGCCUUGAGGCUUCUGGACAAGACUUCAUUUGGGUUGUGAAGAAAGAAAAGAAAGAAGUAGAAGAGUGGUUGCCUGAAGGAUUUGAGAAGAGAAUGGAAGGUAAGGGACUGAUCAUAAGAGAUUGGGCUCCUCAAGUGCUAAUUCUUGAGCAUGAAGCAAUAGGAGCAUUUGUGACUCACUGUGGGUGGAACUCUAUAAUAGAAGCAGUGUCUGCUGGAGUUCCAAUGAUCACGUGGCCGGUGAUCGGCGAGCAGUUUUACAAUGAGAAGUUGGUGACUGAGAUACUUAGGAUUGGGGUUCCUGUUGGUUCUGAAAAAUGGGCUUUCUCAUUUGUGGAUGUAGAGGCAGAGACAGAAGGGAGGGUGAGGAGGGAGGCCAUAGAGGAGGCUGUGACUAGAAUCAUGGUGGGUGAUGAAGCCGUGGAAAUGAGAAGCAAAGUGAAAGAGCUUGGGGAGAAUGCAAGGAGGGCUGUUGAAGAAGGUGGAUCAUCUUUCUUGGAUUUGUCUACUCUAGUCGGAGAGUUGAACGACCUAGCUUUUGGAGGCCGUUGAACGACUUGAAUUCCAACACCAGUACACUAUUUGAGUUGCAGUAAUCUUAAAUUUCACUUGAACUCUUUUGCCUUAAAAAAAAAAGUAUAAAAAA
Fragaria vesca subsp. vesca is the source of this 1725-nucleotide messenger RNA. RefSeq names its product UDP-glucose flavonoid 3-O-glucosyltransferase 7-like. The transcript is spliced from 3 exons. Lineage: Eukaryota; Viridiplantae; Streptophyta; Magnoliopsida; Rosales; Rosaceae. The record is from RefSeq and is a predicted model, not a curated record. The coding region runs from base 174 to 1631 and encodes 485 amino acids. Gene Ontology annotation, molecular function: UDP-glycosyltransferase activity.